Molecule: messenger RNA, 3482 nt
Organism: Nymphalis io (European peacock)
Lineage: Eukaryota; Metazoa; Arthropoda; Insecta; Lepidoptera; Nymphalidae
Gene: Ip6k
Product: inositol hexakisphosphate kinase 2
Exons: 8
Coding region: 496-1995 (499 amino acids)
Biological process (GO): inositol phosphate biosynthetic process; phosphatidylinositol phosphate biosynthetic process
Cellular component (GO): nucleus; cytoplasm
Molecular function (GO): inositol hexakisphosphate kinase activity
Source: RefSeq, a predicted model, not a curated record
CAGAAUCGUUGGUCGUCAGUUUGCCCCGGUGCGGGCGAGUGUAGCUCGCGUGGUUGUGUGUGUUCGCGGCUCACAGACACGCCGUAUACCACACAGCUGCACCGACAUUGAUUCGUGGUUCGCGACUCGGCUCAGUCACUAGUGCGCAACGCCAAGGGAAACAAGUGUUCUGCGUUACGUAUUGUAAUUUUUAUUUUUGAGUUCUUUCAUUUCAUGCAUAUUAAGAAUUUAAAAGAGAAACCCGUUUUACAUUGCUUGUAUAUUUACUUGUGGACGUGAACGGUUUGGACUAUUGUUACGAAGUGAUUUGUAUCGCUCGAGACUAUCUAGUUGGAUUCCUGUAUUGAGCAAUAUUCUGUUAGUUGCAGUGCUUGUGCUUUUGAUAGAAACGGACAAUUUCGUCGUGAACGUGUUCCAGUUUGGAAUUUCACCACGAACGGGCUUAAGGAAGUUUAUAGCCAAGUGGACAGCGGCGGCGGUGGCUCGGCUGAAGUAAUGGUGUACUCGCUCGGCUGGGGCAUGGGGGAGCCGGAGCGGCGUGCGCUGGACCGCAAGCGUGCCCAGCCCGUUCCGCACACGCUCUCGCCCGACGACGGACACGAGGUCGACGUGCUGCCUCUGCAUAAUCAGGUUGGCGGGCACACCAGACUACUGGUCUUGAACGACAGUACAGUGAUCAAGCCCCUCAACAUACGCGAGCUGCAUUUCUACCAAAACAUUCCCGAAGACAUCCAGAGCUUCGUUCCCCGAUACAAAGGCGUGAUGCAGGCCUCAAACACGGGAAGCAUGAAAUUGGACAAGCGGUACUCACCAUGUUUCCGCGACGAGAACGGGCGCAAGCAGUCGCUGGGCGGGAAGCGCAAGCGCGACGACGUAUUCAAAUUUAAAGUGCAUCGAAACGGUAAUGCGAGCGAAGUCCUUAAGAGCAUUGCACACAUGGACAACUCCAAUAAGCAAUACUUCUUAAUGAUGGAGAAUAUAACAUCGUCGUACCGGCGGCCGUGCGUGCUCGACCUCAAGAUGGGCACGCGGCAGCACGGCGACGAUGCCAGCGCGGAGAAACGCACCAAGCAGAUCGCGAAGUGCGCCGCUAGCACCUCCGCAUCGCUCGGAGUGCGUCUCUGCGGCAUGCAGGUGUAUGUCCCGGAGACGGGCGCUUGCGUGCGGCGCGACAAGUACUGGGGGCGCGCGCUGUCGGAGAGCGGGCUGCGCGAGGCGCUGCGAGACUUCUUCGCGGCGGGCGCCAGCGGCGUGCGCGCGCGCGUAGUGCGUCGCGUGCUGCGCGACCUGGACGCGCUGCGCCGCGCCAUCGCUAAGCAGACCAGCUACCGCUUCUACUCCUGCUCACUUCUGAUAGUAUACGAGGGCGACCUGGCCAACGAGUUCGUCCAGGACGAAACGAGCUGUGGCGCCUCGUCCGAGUACGAGGGUGACGCCUCGGCCGGAUCCUCGGAGUCCGCUCCCUCGCCGGGCCACUUCGACAUGUCGACGUUACACGACGAGAUCUCGGGCGACACGCGCGAACCCUUCGUGCCACACUCGGAGGAGACCAUGGGCGGCUACGAGGAGGGCGAGGUGAGCACGCCGAGCGAGCCCACGGAGACGCGCUCGAGUCGCGAGCGUGGAUCGCCACGUCUGCAGCCGCCGAGUCCCGACUCUGCCGACAGCUGGAUGGCCUACUCGUCCACGAGCAGCGAAUCGUGGCGCCACGAGGGCGAGGCGGAGGCGGAGGCGGCGGACGCGGCCAGCAAGCGCGCGCGCACGCGGCCCGCGUGGCCCGCGCCGCCCGCGCCCCCCGCGCCGCCCGCGCCGCCCGACGAGCGCGUCGACAUCCGCAUGAUCGACUUCGCGCACACGGCCUUCGCGGGCGCCGACGCCGAGUCCCCGCUGGCCACGGCCACGCCGCACCACGGGCCCGACUGCGGCUUCCUCACCGGCGUGGACUCGCUCAAGCGCCUGCUCACCGAGAUCCUGCACCCGCAGCCCUACAGUUAAUGAGGCCCCGUCCGCGCCAAGUCGGCGCUCUCUAGACAAAACUUGCAAUAAUAUAAUUCCCUUUCGGUCGAAGUCGGAGAGGGCCGCGGCCGGUCCCGCCCCGGAGACCUCGGUGGCGUACGUUCGGCUCGGCCGCUUCGAAGUUCGACGUGAAACAGAUUCGAAAGAGACUAUUUCCUUAAAAUUUUAAAAUAUUCGACUGAUCGCUCCUACUGACCUUACUUAAAGAUAUGGACCCGCCGGGCGAUUCCAUCGAGCGGUUGAGAGCAGGGUAUUUUCGCUUCGUCCGCCGUUCCUUGUACUUGUACGUAGAUUGACCUCUCACCCGUGCGGCCACCGAUCGGUCGUCGCACUUAAUCAAUGUUGGCGGUACAAAUAUAAUUUAAUAAAUAAUAUAAAAAUUAUUAUAAUUUGAAGGGACCCAGUAGCUAUUCUAAAGUGUAUUUUUAAGUAUUAUUAUUACGUAUUUCCAGAUUGACGUGCUUUUGUAUCCUUCGGUUCAAUUAUUACUUUUGGUUUUUGUGAUGGACAGCUUCGUAUACAUGUUUAGCGCAGAUGUAGACAUUCCCUAAUAAAUGUAAUGUUAGGUAGUUAAAAGCCGUAACCUUCGUGAUGUUUCCCGACUGUUAUGCAUUUUGAUCCUAUAUUGCGCAUUUGUUAUUAGAACUUUAAUUAAAAUUACAUAUUAUAAUUACCAAAAUAAAAAUAAGGAUCUAGUUUUGUGUCAUUUGUGAUCCUUAAUUAAUUUGAAAAAUGUAUCUUAAAUAAAUGUUAAUUAAUUGGGUUAUUAUACAAUGUAUAACAAAACUAUUUGUGAAUAAAAAUUGUAAAAAUUAAAAUUUGUUAGUAGAUUUUAGAGUAAAUUGAAAAAUAAAACUCUAUUUAUGUACUAAGUAAAGAAAAACUAUAAAAUAUUAUUUGUAAAACAAACAGUAUUAUUAGGACUUUGAACUCGAAGGAGUAAGUCGGUUUAGGUUCGGAUUUCAGUUGUUUGACAUACAUAGGUGCUAGAAUAUAAAUUACACUGCCAAAGUGAAUGAGUGGCAUGGAUACUUGACCAUAUGUGUGUAGUGGUGAAGUGUUCACGAGAGUAAGCAGUGCAUAGAAGCUUAGAGCUAAUCUGAACAAUUUGGUAUAUUGAUUUUGUAAAAAUCAAUGGAUGCGUGCUUUGAUAGCCACUGUUUGCUAGAAAUGAUAUGAUAUAUACCGAUUGUUCAACUUAGGUCUCUACGUCUACGGUCGGUGUAAACAAAUAAAUGAAGUCGCACGAUGCUACGAGCCAGCGAAUGUUAUUGACCAUUAGCGUUAGCCAACAUUCCUGCGUGCUGCAUUCGUCGUUUGUUUUAUUUUACUUUUGUGGGACAAAUUUAUAAAAAGUACCUGGUUUAUUUAGGAUGCUAGGCUGUAUUAUAUAAUAUUAUCAUUUAUGUCUGUUAUUUUAAAUAACUGUAUGACACUAUUUUGUUAAAUAAAUUUUAGGUAUUAAA